ACAUUCCCUUAUAACAUGACACCACAGAAACCAAGCUUGGGCUACCUGUGAUGUUGGAGACCCUUUUCUGUUACUGACAUUAUUAGAACUAAGUCUUCACUUUUGGGAAAACAUUCCAAUUUUACUAUUUACCCUAUUCCCAAACAAAUACUGCUCCGAGAACUUGAGAGUCAUGUUCAGAGCGAAGGACUUGGUCAAGCUUGGUCGUCAGUUGAUUCAGGGCUACAAGAAAAGCUGUGAUUCCUUAUGUUCGCCAUGGAGUGUUCCACUAUGUUCCAAAGUCAACCUUUUCUCGAGUGAUAAUGGACUCAAAGUAGAAGAAGCCAAAAGAUUAAACUGGCAAGGUCGUGUGGAUCUUGCCGCUGCUUUUAGAGGCCUUGAAUCAAUGAACUUUCAUGAAGGUAUUUGUAACCAUCUCAGUCUGGUGGUACCGGCUUCCAAUGGCGAUGGUAAAGUAAUGUUAAUGAUACCGUACGGCUACCACUGGAGAGAGGCCAAACCAGAUUUAUUGGUUGGUGUGAACUCUAAGGGUGAAGUCGUUGAGGGACAGGAAGAAGUAGAAGCUUCAGCGUGGACGAUCCACUUGGGUAUUCAUAAAGCGAGGCCAGACGCUCUUUGUGUUUUUCAUCUUCACUCUCCUUAUGCAACUGCUCUAGGCAUACUGAAGGACUUGCCUUUCGACAUGUACCAUCAAACGUCUUGUUAUUUCUAUAAUGACUUUGCAUACGACCAAGACUACGGUGGACUGAGUUUGGACACAGAUGAGGGAGAACGCAUCGCAAAGCACAUCGGGAACAAAAGGGUCUUGUUUAUGUGUAAUCAUGGUGUAGUUGUCGUGGGGAAAACUGUGGCAGAAACUUUUAAUGACACUUACUAUAUUGAAAGGGCUUGUAUGCAUCAGGCGCUUGCCAUGUCUACAGGCCGAGAGCUACAGAGGUUACCAGAACAUGUAAUCAAGCAUACCAAGGACCAGUAUGACUUAGAACGUUUAUACUACAGUAAAUCCUUCUUUGAAAGCUUUAAGCGAAUCCUCGACAGAAAAGAAUAAAGAUAGUGGUUACUAGAUAGAAAAUAGGCAAUCGUGAUUGAAAUCGUCAGACCUAUAUAGGUACUUCAAAAAAGGUUUGUGAAGCCGGGUUUCAGAUUGCAUAAGGCAUUUUACAUUUUUCUCACUAAGCUAGAAAUGCAUUAUAUUCAUAUGUAAAUAAUAUCAUCAAAGAACUAGAAGUUAUGCCGGAAAACCUACAAACAAAGUUUCGGAAAUCUAAGUUUUGUUUUCCUUUUGCUGAUCGCAUUCACAUCACCCAUAAUGCAAUGAGGACGCCAACCUUUUUUGAAAUAGCUUUCUAUAAGCUGCCAUAUUUCUGCAACAGUCGUCUGCUUCCAAAUACAUUUGCCUACAUAAUUGGAUACCGUAUAGAGAAAGUAGAGUAAACAAAUCUUCCUAACAUGGAAAUUUAAUGGCAAAACUUUUAGCUCGAUCACUCAAUUUAAUCAAUGAUUAUUUAUUAUUCACCUUGCAGUACAAACAAAAAGACGAGCAUAGUAUAGCAAGCUUAAUUAAACUGUAAGAUUAUUUCAAGUUACUAAUUGAUAAUCACGAUUCUGUAGUCAUAGGAGACCAUAGGGUCCAUUCCUGUACAGACCAACACUCACGGUGUAAAAACAUCGAGUAGAAUUAGUUGCCUCCGGUCCUCUCUAUAAAUAGGGACCUUAAGCUGCAGGACGGCAACGACGACGACGUCGGCAAACAUACAAUAGGACUAAUUGCGCUAUUAAAUAGAUACUCGUUGGAAUGUACGAAAUACUAUGCAACAUUGCCGUCUUAUGCUGAAAGUAAGACGUGAAAUGUCCUAUUUUUACGUACUAAAGAGAACGGCUACGCCAAAAGCUUAUCUUUGCUGAUUGUCGUUUUAAGUAAAGCGUUCCCAAAAGACGACAUUUCACACUAAAACGGAGAUGCUUAUUGAGUAAAAUACUAGGUAAAGACGAAAUAAUACAAUAGAAGGUUAAAGCGCCUCAAUUUCGCCGACGUUUUCUCCACGUUGCCAUCCUGCAGCUUAUGAGCUUGAUAUGUCUUAUAGAUAAAGUACAUUGAAUAAGCGAAUAUAAUUAACUAAUUUAUCGCUUAAAAAGCAAUUACGACCUCUCUCUCUAUAUAUAUUUAUGUACGUCCCUUUUUCCAUGUCAAUCUUUUUCAUUAAACACAAUGAAAGAAAUUCAAUUCCUUCAA
This is a messenger RNA of Actinia tenebrosa (Australian red waratah sea anemone), 2233 nucleotides long. RefSeq lists its product as uncharacterized. The record is from RefSeq and is a predicted model, not a curated record. NCBI's taxonomy places the organism in Eukaryota, Metazoa, Cnidaria, Anthozoa, Actiniaria, Actiniidae. Gene Ontology annotation, molecular function: actin filament binding. Gene Ontology annotation, cellular component: cytoskeleton.